UGACAAUGGAUGCCAUUACCUCUCACCCCCUCGCCUCGCUCUUUGCCAUCACUGCAGUUGUUAGCUAUCUAAACGCCAAGUUCGCGAUAGGCUCUGAUCUCAGAGACAUACGGCACGCGCGAGACUUUGCGCGCCGGAAGCAGCGGAGAGUUGCUUGUGCUAAAAGAACACACUCUCUGUAUGAGAUCCUCGAGCAAUCAGGGGCCGGGGAUGGAGACGACGCGAUUUGGUUCGAGAGCAAAACGAAGUCCUACGGCCAGUUGAAAAAGGGCAUGUUGGUCUUCUCAAAUAUCUCGUAUCAGUUCUCUUUUUGCUAUCCCAUUUCUAGACUUGUUGAAACUGCGCCGAAGGUCGACCAACUCGCGGGGUUGCUGCAUGCUCGCAGCAUCAAGACUGGGGAUGUCGUGGCGGUGUUCAUGACGAACUCUCCCGAAAUGGUCGUGACGAUUCUCGCUCUCUCGAAGCUAGGUGCGGUGGCAAGCCUGAUCAAUACGAAUCUUCGGAACGACACCUUAAUCUAUGCUCUGGACAGAUCCAAACCGAUAUACAUACUGUCUACUCCUGAUUUGGCUCAGCAUGUCAAGGCUGAUCUCCCACAUAUCUCUCUGGAUUUAUCAUCUUUUACCCUUACAGCAGAAAAUCCGGUUCCACCCAACAUCGAAUUGAUUCGCUUCAAUGACCUCCAGAAUGCUAGCUAUGUAGACCUCAUUCCCGCUAAUCGUAGCCUCAUAGACAUGGCCGCUCUUAUAUACACGUCUGGAACAACUGGAAAGCCAAAAGCUUGUAUGUCAGAAACCCUUCAAGAUACUACCCGCUCCGGACAUACUCCCCACUCCCCACUCCCCUUGUUCCACGGCACCGCCUUCUUAGCAGGCUUAUGCUACAACCUGGGGUCUGCGGGGACCCUCUGCCUAGCUCGAAAGUUCUCCGCCUCGAGUUUUUGGAAAGACGCAACCGAAUGCAGGGCAAAUCGCAUUCUCUACGUAGGCGAACUAUGCCGUUAUCUCCUCGCAACGCCAACUUCUUCGUACGAUCGAUCUCACUCCGUUACACACGCUUUCGGCAACGGCCUCCGGGCUGAUGUUUGGGAGAAAUUCAGGCAACACUUCGGGAUCGAAGAGAUACGCGAAAUCUACCGUGCUACCGAAGGUAUAGCUAAGUUUGAUAAUCACGGUCGCUCCGCGGCCGGUGCAGGAAAAAUUGGAUUUGCAGGACCUAUCAAACGAUACUUGGAGGAUGUGACGUUUGUGGUCAAGUAUGACCCGGAGACGCAGAUGCCUGUUCGAGAUCCGAAGACAGGCUUUUGUAUUAAGGCGGACCUGGGUGAGGAAGGGGAGGUUAUUGGGCGCGUUUUGAAUUUGAAGCUACUGUCGAAUUAUUUGAACGAUGAUGCGGCGACUGAAAAGAAGCUCUUAAGGGAUGUAUUCCGAAAAGGGGAUUUGUAUCAACGAAUGGGUGAUUUGGUUAUUCAUGAAGAAUCUUGGUGGGUGAGAUUUCAGGAGAGGGUUGGUGAUACCUUUCGUUGGAAAGGGGAGAAUGUGAGUGCCGGGGAGGUAACGGGGCAUAUCUGCCUGCUUCCUAACGUGAUGGAUGCUGCUGUGUUUGGAGUUAAGCUUGAUGGUUACUAUGGCACAGCUGGCGGAGCGAUCAUUGUCUUACACUCACGCACGGAAGCGUCCGAAGAUGAAUUUAUCAACUCUCUCGGCUCUGCUCUGGCUAAGAGAGGAGUCCCAUCCUGCGCUCUACCGCGUCUUGUACGUAUGACCAAUAGCAUCGCAGCGGGGGACACAUUCAAGCAGGCCAAAACCAUUAUGGAAAGGCUAAGCUGGAAUCCGAAUUCCGUUCCACCUCCGGAAGUAAAGUCGGGUGGUGAAGAGGAGUAUCUAGAAGAGCAACUCCAGCAUGAUACGCUGUAUUGGUUUAAUCCUGCGAAAGGGUAUCGGCGGAUGGAUGCACGGGCUUGGAGUGGUAUUGAGAGGGGCACAGUGAAAUUGUGAGAACGUGGAACUAGAACAGGAGUGUCUGGAAGCGUUGGCCAUAUUAAUUUGCUUGAUCUCAAGGUUGGUUACAACAGGCACAAGUAUACGAUAUAUAUUGUCUAGGUAGAUAGAAAUUAAAGGAGUACUUUCCGUUGCAUGACUCCUGAAUCCAAGGCUGAAAAGGAAUCACUAUUUAGCGACCCGAAGGAAUGAAGAAGAUGCUCA
This is a messenger RNA of Blastomyces gilchristii SLH14081, 2204 nucleotides long. Its product is annotated as solute carrier family 27. The record is from RefSeq and is a predicted model, not a curated record. Gene Ontology annotation, molecular function: long-chain fatty acid transmembrane transporter activity; long-chain fatty acid-CoA ligase activity. The coding region runs from base 6 to 1997 and encodes 663 amino acids. Lineage: Eukaryota; Fungi; Ascomycota; Eurotiomycetes; Onygenales; Ajellomycetaceae. The transcript has 7 exons.